Messenger RNA from Cetraspora pellucida, 161 nucleotides. The record is from the annotation of a GenBank genome assembly. NCBI's taxonomy places the organism in Eukaryota, Fungi, Glomeromycota, Glomeromycetes, Diversisporales, Gigasporaceae.
CUAAAGAAAAUAUGAAUUUUAAACAAACCAAUUUAAUUCAGCAAACAUUAAAUUUAGCAAUUAAUAAAAAUAAAUCAAGAAAAUUUAUAAUCAAUGAUCUAGUUUUGGCAUUUGCUAAUGCUAAUAUACCCUUAGAAAACGUUGAUAAACUUCUUUUAUGA